Messenger RNA from Bursaphelenchus xylophilus (pine wood nematode), 2913 nucleotides. NCBI's taxonomy places the organism in Eukaryota, Metazoa, Nematoda, Chromadorea, Rhabditida, Aphelenchoididae. The record is from the annotation of a GenBank genome assembly.
AUGGAACUCCAGACCAUAUUGGAGAUGAUUUUAUUUCUGCUUUUUCUCUUUGUCCAACUGUCGGAUGCUACAGUAUCCCGAGGCUUCCAAGGAUUCUGUCUGGACGAGGGCUUUGAUGUUACCAUAUUUCGGCUCGAUCUCGCGCCUCAGGGCUCGUUUGGCGGAGGAAAUAAUAGCAAAGCCAGGGAGACAGGGUAAACAAAAGUUGGCAAAAAAAUGAGAUUUUUUUUGCGAAUUUUGACAACAUGAAAAGUUGCAUGCCUAUUUCUACCGUGUAGGGUGAUGCUUCGACAAAAAAUCAAAUUUUUCCGCAGGUUUCGUUCUAUAAAGAUUGAUUUUGGCCCAAAAUGGAUUCAUGAAAAUAUUGUUUGUUAUAGAGAGGUUUCGCACUGGAGUUUGUUAUACAGAGGUUUUAGUUUACAUAUUUGUCAGUUGCGUAUUAAAAAUAACGUGGAGCCCAUUUACAACAACCUCCGUACAGCGAAACCUCGCUAUAGCGAAAAAACGUAGCAGUUUGCACCCGGGACGUAGCAAAAAAUGCUGCAAAAUGCCUCCCCAUCCAACUAGAGAAACUCCGUUUUGAAGGGAUCCCUGACAAAAAGAGCGGGUGUGCUUUUGAAAUCGGAGUUUUUUCACUUGGAGAGGGAGGUAUUUUGCUGUAUUUUUGAUACUUCCCGGUCAUAAAUGCCUCCCCAUCCAACUAGGGAAACUCCGUGGAACCUAGUUAUAGUGAACUUUCAGCGGUUUGAAGAGCCACUUUUGAGCCCAUUUACAACAACCUCCGUUCAGAAAAAUCUGAACGUCGCCACUCAAACACUUCCCUUUUACAGUGACGGACCUGGUCCAGUGGCAAAAAACGUACCAUUUUGCAUCCGGGAAGUAUCAAAAAAAUGUGGCAAAAUGCCUCCCUCUCCAACUAAAACAGCUCCGCUUUGAAGGGCUUCCUCACAAAAAUAGCGGGUGUGCUUUUGAAAUCGGAGUUUUUUCAAAUCAAGAGGGAGGUAUUUUGCCGCAUUUAUGAUACUUCCCGGAUGCAAAAUGAUACUUUUUUUUGCCACUGGAUCAGGUCCGAAACUGUAGGUUCUAUGUUCUGCCGUUUUCAGGAAGAACCCGGUUGUUUUCAUCCAUGGCCCGACAAGUUAUGCCGGCCACCUCCAAUUCAUUACCGAUCAAUUCAAACAAGUGGGCUAUACGGAGUCAGAGUUGUAUGGGACGACCUACGGCGAGAAGAAGGACGUGUUCGAAACGACACAGCCAAAUCUAUAUUGCUCUUACGUUAAACUUGUAAGCUCUAAAAAUCGAGAAAACGCCUAGCGUUUUCAGCAACGAGACUUCAUCAAGGCGGUGGCAAAAUACACGCAACGACCGGUCGAUGUGCUCGCGUUUUCCGUUGGAGCAGUGAUUGCGAGAAAGGCGAGUUAAAGGCGACUUAACAACAUGAUUUGCUUCAGGCAAUUCUCGGUGGAACUUGCGCGGAGUCCGAUGAGAAUCUGGGAGAGCCUCUAACGGCGACAGUCAGGAAUUUCAUUUCCGUCGGAGGCCCGCAUCAUGGUCGUGCGGCUUGCAACAACGAGGGCUGCGACCAGUUGAUUGGGCUGUGGUGCCAUUCAAAGUUCAUCGCUGACCUUAAAGACAAGUGGGUUUUUUUGGUUAAGGCCGAAGAAGCCCUCCAACCGAAGAGGCCCCCAAAGUGAAGAGGUCCCCCAAAAUGAAGAGGCCCACAAAGUGAAGAGGUCCUCCAAAAUGAAGAGUCCCUGCAAAAUGAAGAGGCCCCAAAGCGAAGAGGUCCCCCAAAGUGAAGAGGUCCCCCAAAAUGAAGAGGUCCCCCAAAAUGAAGAGUCCCCGCAAAAUGAAGAGGUCCCAAAGCGAAGAGGUCCCCAAAGUGAAGAUGUCCCCCAAAAUGAAGAGUCCCCGCAAAAUGAAGAGGCCCCCAAAGUGAAGAGGCCCCAAAGCGAAGAGGUCCCCAAAGUGAAGAGGUCCCCCAAAAUGAAGAGGCCCCAGAACAAAGAGGCUUCCAAAACAAAGAGGCUCCCAAAGUGAAGAUGACCCAAAAACGAAGGGCCCACUAUCCGAAGAGGCCCCCAAAACAAAGAGACCUCUUUUUUGAAAAAACAAAAAAAAAUCCCUGGCGAGAGGUGACAUGUUAUACGAUGAAAAAUUUUUUAUGGACCUCUUCACCUUUUUGGGAGGCCUCUUCACCUUUUUAGGGAUCUCUUCACCUUUUUGGGGACUCUUCAUUUUGGGAGCCUCCUCGCCUUUUUUGGGGACCUCAUAAACUUUUUUUUCGGGACCUCUUCAACUUUUUUUUGGGGACUUCACCUUUUUUAAGGGCCUCUUCUUUCUGGGGGACCUCUUCGCCUUUUUGGGGACCUCUUCACCUUUUUUGAGAUCUCUUCACCUUUUUUGGGGACACCUUCACCUUUUUUUGAGAGCCUCUUCAUUUUGGACGACAUCUUCGCCUAUUUUGGGGCUACUUCACCUUUUUGGGAUCUGGGGCUUAUUCGUUUAGGGGCCUCUUCACCUUUUUUGGGGACCUUUUCGACUCUUUGGGGGCCUCCUCACCUGCAGCGGUUCUCUUUGGUCUGCCUCCGCUUUAACGUUACUUACCACAAAAAUUUCAGACUCCACUACGAAGGGAGUCGAACCAUCUCCCUUUGGAGCAGCCAUGACGAUUAUAUUGGCUACAAAGUCUGCGAUGGCGAGCCGACCGCACAAAUCGAGCAAUCAGAUGUUGCUUUAGAGAUCCCCGACCUCAGCCAUCAGCAGUUGAUUUGGUUCAUAACACCGCUACUCAUUGACCUGAUUAAUGGAAAAAAUGUGACCAAGGAAGACGCCGCUAAGGCUGCGUUCAAAGCGCUGUUGGAAUUUAAUAAGAACCCCAGGCCUUGGCCGUAUUCCAGCCGGAAUUUUUAA